This is a messenger RNA of Benincasa hispida (wax gourd), 1193 nucleotides long. RefSeq names its product mRNA splicing factor, thioredoxin-like U5 snRNP. Lineage: Eukaryota; Viridiplantae; Streptophyta; Magnoliopsida; Cucurbitales; Cucurbitaceae. Gene Ontology annotation, biological process: mRNA splicing, via spliceosome. Gene Ontology annotation, cellular component: U4/U6 x U5 tri-snRNP complex; U5 snRNP; spliceosomal complex. The record is from RefSeq and is a predicted model, not a curated record.
AGAGUGGGGAAAUGACCGACCCCGUGGACAUCUCUAAUGGUGUACAUGGAUUGAAUUUCAACAUUUUUUUUAUCAAUCAAAAAAUUUGGGACGUUUCAACUUGCUUUUCAAUAGGCAAGGGGUGUUCGGCGGCUUCGUCCCUCAUCGAACUCCGGCGGCGGUUGCGCUUCCACAGCAAGGGGAAAGGAAGAUGAGCUAUCUUCUAAGGACCUUAACAAAGAAGAGAGAAGUGGAUUCCCUCAUUAAGGACACGAUUGAUAAGGUCCUAAUUCUCCGAUUUGGGCGGUGUUCCGAUCCAGUUUGUCUCCUCCUCGAUGACAUUCUUGCUAAGUGCGCACGAGAAGUAUCGAAGUUUGCUUCAAUAGCACUGGUUGAUAUUGAUUCAGAAGAAUUACAGAUUUACGUCAAGUACUUUGACAUAACUCUUAUACCAUCCACUGUUUUCUUCUUCAAUGCUCAUCAUAUGAAGAUGGAUUCAGGGACUGAGGAUCAUACAAAGUGGAUUGGUGCUUUUCACCAAAAGCAGGAUUUUAUUGAUGUUGUGGAGGCAAUAUUUAGGGGAGCAAUGAAAGGCAAGCUCAUUGUGAAUUGUCCGUUGCCUCCUGAGAGAAUUCCAAAAUACCAGUUAUUAUACAAGGAUGUCUAGGAAAUGAAUGGGCAUCUAAAGGCCUUACCUAAUUUACCUUCCUAGUUUAUAUCCAACUAUUUUUCAAUGGUAUGAGUCGAUCUUGCGAAGUCCAAUUUUGGUGAAUAUCAAUCGAGUUGCCAUAUAUAACUGAAGAAUGACUUAAAUGAAUUGAGAUUCAGUGACGAAUGUUGCCAAAAUGCUCUCGUAUCUCCAUCGUUUCUGUGCAUUGAAGUAUUUCAACAUUUCUGGUAUACAUUUGGAAGUUGGUGAACAGAAGAAAAGUUUGUGUGGCCAUUUUUCGUCAGCUACCAAUAGAAAAUGGAAGAAAAUGGGGUUAAGUUGAGAAAGUUUAGGUUAUGUACUUGUUCCAAGUGGCGAGAUUAUAGUUCUUCAUUAUCUCGUAAUUUCUGCAACUAAUUUCUCUGCUGUUAGCUUGCUAGUUUGCAGUGAGAGAUUAAUCAUGUGUAAAAUCACCUCCUUAUAUUUUGUAAAGCACAUUAAUGAAAAUAGCGAAUGUUUUCUUCACUGAAUUACUUGGAAGCAAUAGAAUGAAUGAUUCAGAAGC